Messenger RNA from Schistosoma spindalis, 619 nucleotides. Lineage: Eukaryota; Metazoa; Platyhelminthes; Trematoda; Strigeidida; Schistosomatidae. The record is from the annotation of a GenBank genome assembly.
AUGGCUUUAGAAGAUUUAAUCAGUCCUAUAAUCUCUAAAGAAUGCUUUUAUAAGUUUACAAAAGAAGGAGAUUUAUUUGAUGGUCCAUGUUUUAAAGCAACUAUUAGUAAAUUAUUAGGAUAUGGAAUAAUUAUUGGCUCUUCACUUGUUAAAAUUCCACAAGUAAUAAAAGUUGCAAAAUGUAAAAAUGCAUUUGGUUUGAGUAUACUUUCAAUUAUACUUGAAAUGAUCUCUUUAACAUCUGUAAGCGCUUAUUCAUUUGCUAAUGGAUUUCCAUUCAGUGCUUAUGGAGAAGGAGUCUUUCUAGGUAUACAAGAUUUCCUCUUGGCUGUUAUGGCAAUAACUUGGACAUAUUCACAUAUUAAAGCUGUCCUAUUCUCUUGUGCUUAUAUGGCAUGUGUAGCUGUUCUUUUGUCUCCAACACUUCCAUUAUCAAUAUUGAUACUAUUUCAAACAGUUAAUCUUCCAAUUAUGUUAUCAUCUAAGAUUGCUCAAAUAUGGACAAAUUAUUGUAAUGGGAGUACAGGUCAAUUAUCAGCUAUUACAUUGUUCCUAUUUGCUUUAGGUUCAACUGCACGUAUAUUUACAUCAAUUCAAGAAACUGGUGAUCAUUUAAUGA